UCACAACUUCGGCCCAUGGAAGUUGCUCAACCAUCGUAAAGGAUGACAGUACAGUGUACGGUCCAGGAGACAUUGUUGGGUGUGGCAUUGUAAUGGAGACAGCCAGACUCACUGAAGAUGGACGACUUCAGCCGCAGCAGCUGCUGGAUGUGUAUUUCAGCAAGAAUGGAGUCAAGGUGCAUGAAGCCAAGUUUUGCUACCAGAGUGAUGGAUUGUUCCCCUGUGUGUGCCUUCACCACGACCAAGAUCGAGUCCAGCUGGCAAACUAUUAUCCUGGCUGCUUUCCAGUCGAGAAACAGGUGGAUGACAAAACCACAAAACAAGCACAGGACAAAGAGGCUGUGUUUCCUGAAGGAUGUCAGUUCGUGGUGGUGUCUGUCGCUUCUUCGGAGCAGGGGUCAGAUGAGAAAGCCAAACUGGAGCUGAUUGAAAACAGUCUUGACCUUCACCACGACAUGACAGUGAUUGCUGAUCUGAAGUCAGAAGUGCAACGGCUUGAAAAGAACCUGGCCACCCUGGACUUCCAGGGCCAGAACUACUACAGCCGUCUGUGUUGGAAACUGGAAUGUCUGCAGAGAAUCUGUCAACAGAAGGACAGACUCCAUUUCAUGUCUGUCAACACCAAGUCAAUGGAGGGCUAUGACAAGCUGGUGGAUAAUCUGAUCAGCCUCCAUGAAAAUCACAGAAACCAGUACCCCGUGCAAUACGAUGUCCACACAUUUGUCCAGAAAGGCCUUGAGAAGAUUGUUGCUGUUGUCAAGUCUCACAGGAUUGUGCCUGUGUCAAGUUUGCUGAAUCUGACAGAGGACAUUCUGCAGAACUCCUGCCAGGUCUACAAAGAGGCUGUGCGGAUCCUACACAACAUGGGUCAACUGUUCCUUGUUAAGUUCAACUGUGAUGAGUUUGCUGUGGACCGAGGAUUUCUCCACAAGGUGUUUGCCCAGGUGGCGUCUGUAGAGGGAGGGAACCCAAGACCGGCGGGUGGUGGUGGCAGGGGAGGGCACUCUGCUGUGGGAAGAAGACGUCAUCACAUCAGCAAGAGAAAUGGACAAGGAACAGACAAGUGUGUUGAAGCAGCUGCUGAUCCAGAUGGGCCUCCUCCGAGUUCCGUGUUUGAGGACAGACCCGUCAGACCCUUCCCACUUCUUUACCCUCACAAAGCAUAUUGGCCAGGCCAGCACAAGUAUGUCUGACUACUGGGCCAAGGGCAAGAGACCACCUGACAGUGUGUUGAUAUGGAGGACAUACAAGUUUGUGACGGGGAUGCCAUCCAG
Molecule: messenger RNA, 1274 nt
Organism: Haliotis rubra (blacklip abalone)
Lineage: Eukaryota; Metazoa; Mollusca; Gastropoda; Lepetellida; Haliotidae
Exons: 9
Coding region: 93-1193 (366 amino acids)
Source: RefSeq, a predicted model, not a curated record